This is a messenger RNA of Cuscuta epithymum, 598 nucleotides long. The record is from the annotation of a GenBank genome assembly. Lineage: Eukaryota; Viridiplantae; Streptophyta; Magnoliopsida; Solanales; Convolvulaceae.
UGAAGUUUCUUUUAAAAAGAGCAUUGCUAAAAACACUACCAGCAAGCCUAAGCGACAACAAAGGCCUAUUCUGACAUAUGAGGUCCAUGAAGCACCAGAAGAGCAAUGCUCUAAGAAGAAAAAGGCUGAUCCAAAAUGUCCUGUAAUGUCACUAGAUGAGUUUAUCGAUAAGAAUAAGAAACAACAUGAGCUUGAAGAAUCAGGGUCUGAAUAUGGGGAGGAUAUUGACAUGAACUUGGAAUUUGAAGGGGGCAUGAACCAUGACAGUGAAGGCAUCGAGGAAAAUGCUCCUACAGGUGCAAAAUCAAUAAAAAAACGUGGAAAGACAUUGUGUCUAAAGAUUCAUGCACGGGGGCUUGAAGAUAGAAAGGAUAUAAUUUUAAAUGUAGAAGGGCAACCUAUUGGUCCAGAUGAACAGACCCUUUCUGAACUGAGCAGUUUUUUGGGAACAAUAGCAAGAAGUUCUGAUUUGUGCCCUCUUAUUUAUACUAAUUGGAAGGCUGUCGACAAAGGCCCUAUAUGGGCUUAUGUUAAUAAAAAAUACCAUAUUCAAGACAAAGGAAAAAAAUAUGUGUAUGCUGUUAUUAAUGAUGCUUGG